CUCUCUCUCUCUCUCUCCGCGACAUUUUUAUAAGAUUUUUCAUAUCUUUUUAAAUUCCUUGGAAAGCCCUUUGCUUAUCCGCAAAUGCCCCAAUGCCCAACCCAUACACUCAUAAAAUAGCUUCUCACCACCACCAUUACCAAGCUCAACAGAGAACAAGAGAGAGAUAGAGAGACAGCUAUAGCAUAGAGCUACCUAUCUAAGAGAGAAAAAGUGAGACUUUUAGACCAGAAACACAGAGAGACUGAAGAAGAUGUCGAAGGAAGUGAUUGAAGAGGGACAAACCCACCACCACGGCAAAGACUACGUGGACCCACCACCAGCACCACUCAUCGACUUGGCCGAGAUCAAGCUAUGGUCUUUCUACAGAGCACUCAUAGCCGAGUUCAUCGCCACCCUCCUCUUCCUCUACGUCACCGUCGCCACUGUCAUCGGCUACAAGAAGCAGACCGGCCCGUGCGACGGUGUGGGCCUCUUGGGUAUCGCUUGGGCCUUCGGCGGCAUGAUCUUCAUCCUCGUCUACUGCACCGCCGGCAUCUCAGGUGGUCAUAUUAACCCGGCGGUGACGUUUGGGCUGUUCUUGGCGAGGAAGGUGUCUCUGAUCAGAGCAGUGGCUUACAUGGUAGCACAGUGUUUGGGUGCUAUUUGUGGUGUUGGAUUAGUGAAGGCUUUCAUGAAGCACGACUACAACUCACUAGGUGGCGGUACUAACUCUGUGGCUCAUGGGUACAACGUGGGCACAGCUCUUGGUGCUGAGAUUAUUGGAACUUUUGUGCUGGUUUACACUGUCUUCUCAGCUACUGACCCUAAGAGGAGUGCACGUGACUCUCACGUGCCUGUUUUGGCUCCUCUUCCUAUUGGGUUUGCUGUGUUCAUGGUUCAUUUGGCCACCAUCCCCAUCACGGGGACUGGUAUCAACCCAGCUAGGAGCUUUGGUGCUGCUGUUAUCUACAACAACGGCAAAAUCUGGGAUGAUCAUUGGAUCUUCUGGGUUGGACCAUUUGUGGGAGCAUUGGCCGCAGCUGUAUAUCACCAGUACAUUUUGAGGGCUGCAGCUAUUAAAGCUUUGGGAUCAUUCCGCAGCAACCCCACCAACUAAGCAACACCACCAACAGAACCCCCCCCAACUACAAAAAAAAUUGCAUUGUCUGUCCAAUUCUCUGAUUUGUUUGUUUGCUUCUUCUGUGUGUAUGAGAUGAAUAUUUAUGAGCCCUUCUUUCUCUUUUAUGUUUUUUUUUUCCACUUUUAUUUCUUCUUGUAAUUUAGUGUUCUGUUACUAGAGUUGGUUGUGUAUUUAUUUGGUAAUUAGUAUAUGAGUAGUGCUGGUGGUGUUGUUUCUUUCAA
Messenger RNA from Ilex paraguariensis (yerba mate), 1344 nucleotides. Lineage: Eukaryota; Viridiplantae; Streptophyta; Magnoliopsida; Aquifoliales; Aquifoliaceae. The record is from the annotation of a GenBank genome assembly.